CUGUUACCAGUGUGACAAUGGCAAUUAUGGUGGCGGCAGUGCAUGCUACAGUUGUAACAGAUUUUGACACAUGGCUAGGGAUUGCGUCAAUGGAAGUGGCGGAGGCGAUGGAGGAGGAGCAAACAGUGGGGGCUACUUUAAGUGCGGCGAGUUCGGGAGCAUGACGAGACAUUGCAGUGGAGGUGGCGGCGACAGUGAGUUUGGACACAUGGCAAGGGACUACAGCGGAGGUGGCGGUAACGGUGGUGGUUGCUAUAGGUGUGGUGAGGUUGGUCACUUGGCUAGAGAUUGCAACAGAGAAGGUGGUUUAGGUGCUAGUAGAAAUGGUGGAAAGAGCACGUGCUUCAAUUGUGGGAAGCCUGGACAUUUUUUACUUUUGCAGAGGAUUUUGACGGUGGAGGAGAGGGAGGAGGGGCAGUCCAGAUAA
Messenger RNA from Arachis ipaensis, 427 nucleotides. The record is from RefSeq and is a predicted model, not a curated record. Lineage: Eukaryota; Viridiplantae; Streptophyta; Magnoliopsida; Fabales; Fabaceae.